Osmerus eperlanus (European smelt) is the source of this 1747-nucleotide messenger RNA. It is a transcript of the gene gpr185a, whose product is annotated as G protein-coupled receptor 185 a. Lineage: Eukaryota; Metazoa; Chordata; Actinopteri; Osmeriformes; Osmeridae. Gene Ontology annotation, molecular function: G protein-coupled receptor activity. The record is from RefSeq and is a predicted model, not a curated record. Gene Ontology annotation, biological process: adenylate cyclase-activating G protein-coupled receptor signaling pathway; regulation of metabolic process. The coding region runs from base 336 to 1310 and encodes 324 amino acids. Gene Ontology annotation, cellular component: plasma membrane; cytoplasm. The transcript is spliced from 2 exons.
AUCAGCCGGAGAAUCAUCCCACACGGCCAAUGGGGGUGUAACAGCCGGGAGCCUCGCGCGGUCCACCGCCAACAUCUUCCGCGUUUUGUCAGCCAAGUCUCCGCGUCUCCACCCGGACACCCGCCGAAGCGAAGAGCCGUUCUAUUACUCUAUUAUUGGGGGGGCUUCUAGUCGCGCCCCCACUCUUGCGCCCUGCGUCUCCAUCUUCUUUCCGAGCAGCUGUCAAGGAAUGCGCGCGCCGGAACCUUACCGGAGCCGCACAGAGCCGGUGAGAAGGAGGCUCGAGAUGGAGGCAUGCACCGCUUCUCAGGGAUGAUUUAGGCGCUGCUGCAGCGAUGAGUAACCAGCUCCCCAACACCUCCAUCUCCAGCUGGGACGGACCAGAGGGGCGCAACUCCACCCCGUCCACCGAGCUGCUCCCGGUGCCGUUAACCGUUAACCCCUGGGACGUGGUCCUGUGCGUGACCGGCACCCUGAUGUCCUGUGAGAAUGCCCUGGUGUUGGCCCUGGUGGUGUCCACGCCCAGCCUGCGCGCCCCCAUGUUCCUGCUGAUCCUGAGCCUGGCUCUGGCUGACACGUUGGCCGGCCUGGGCCUCAUCCUCAACUUCACCAUCACCUACAUGCUGGACUCGGACCUGGUCACGCUGCUGGCGGCCGGCCUGCUCAUCACUGCCUUCUCCGCCUCGGUGCUCAGCAUCCUGGCCAUCACCGUGGACCGCUACCUGUCUCUGUACAACGCGCUGACCUACCACACGGAGCGCACGGUCAUCUUCACCUACGCUGUGCUGGUGCUCAUCUGGCUGACGAGCCUGACGCUGGGCUCGCUCCCGGUCCUGGGUUGGAACUGCCUGGAGGACGCCGGCGCCUGCAGCGUGUUCAGGCCGGUGGAUAAGAACCACGCGGCGGCGCUGGCGGUGGCGUUCCUGCUGGUGCUGGCUCUGAUCCUGCAGCUGUACCUCCAGAUCUGCAGGAUCGCUUUCCGCCACGCGCAGCAGAUAGCCGUGCAGCAGCAGUUCAUGAGCGCCGCGCACGCCUCGUCCACCACCAAGGGCGUGUCCACUCUGUCGGCGAUCCUGGGCGUGUUUGCGGCGUGCUGGGUGCCGCUGGCGUUGUACUCCCUGGUGGCCGACACACGCUACCCGCCUGUCUACACCUACCUGGCGGCGCUGCCCGCCAUCUGCCACUCCAUUAUCAACCCCGUCGUCUACGCCUUCCGCAACCCGGACAUCCAGAAGGGUCUGAGGCUGGCGUGCUGCGGGUGCUCCUCUUCCCGCUUCUCCAUGCGGCCCCGCACGCCCAGCGACGUCUAGACCACCAGGACCACCAGGACCCCAGCCAUGUCUAGACCACCAGGACCCCCCAGACAUGUGUAGACUACCAAGACCACCAGGAUUCCACACAUGUCUAGACCACCAGGAUUCCACACAUGUCUAGACCACGAGGACCACCAGGAUCCCCAGACAAGACUCUGCUCCUCCUCCAGCUUCUCACUGUGGCCCAGCCUGUCUUCCUGUGUUUCGAGUCCACAUGGGGCUCCACUGUGGGACAUAGCUGAAUGGAGGGAUUAGUGACUGUGGGACCUGCAAUGAUGACAUUGUCUGUGGAUGAAUCAGAUGAUGUUGCUAAUGAUGUUGCGUUUUUCUUAAUUUAGAAGUCUGAAGACUAGAGGUCUCUAAUCAGGCCAUAAAGGAGCACUAUCCCACCACCCCAACAACUCCCCCCACACACACGGUAAGGCAGAAGGGUG